Molecule: messenger RNA, 1240 nt
Organism: Epinephelus lanceolatus (giant grouper)
Lineage: Eukaryota; Metazoa; Chordata; Actinopteri; Perciformes; Serranidae
Gene: ankrd29
Product: ankyrin repeat domain 29
Molecular function (GO): protein binding
Source: RefSeq, a predicted model, not a curated record
AGGAUGUCUUUUAAGAAGGAAACACCCCUGGCUAAUGCUGUGUUUUGGGCAGCGAGGAAAGGGAACCUGGCUCUACUUCAGCUGCUGCUCAACAGUGGGCGCGUGGACGCAGACUGCAGAGACAGUUACGGAACCACAGCGCUGAUGGUGGCGUCCUACAGCGGCCAUUAUGAUUGUGUCAAAGAACUUAUCAUGCAAGGAGCUGACAUCAACUACCAGAGAGAGACAGGUUCCACUGCCCUGUUCUUCGCCUCCCAGCAUGGACACAAUGAAAUUGUGAAGCUCCUCUUUGAAUUUGGUGCCUCUACUGAGUUCCAGACAAAGGACGGCGGCACAGCUCUCACAGUCGCUUCCCAGUACGGACACUCCAAGGUGGUGGACACCCUGUUGAAGAAUGGAGCCAAUGUUCACGACCAGCUGAAUGAUGGUGCCACCGCUCUGUUUCUGGCUGCACAGGAGGGUCAUGUGAAUGUGAUUCGUCAGCUGUUGUCAUCCGGUGCCAAGGUUAACCAAGCGAGGGAGGAUGGCACUGCCGCCUUGUGGAUGGCAGCUCAGAUGGGUCACAGUGAGGUGGUGAGGGUGCUGCUCUUACGUGGUGCUGAUCGGGAUGCUGACAGACAAGAUGGAUCAACAGCGUUAUUCAAAGCCGCGUAUAAGGGACACAACAGCGUCAUCGAGGAACUUCUCAAGUUUUCUCCUUCAGUUGGACUUCUCAAGAAUGGCUCCACUGCCCUACAUGCUGCUGUUAUGGGUGGAAAUCUUCGAUCUGUUUUGCUGCUGCUGGAGGCCAACGCAGACCCCACUCUACCCAACAAGAAUAAUGAACUCCCUGCAGAUCUAACAAAGAACGAUCGCAUCCUAAAGUUGUUAAAUCCAAAAAUGUUAAAUGGAGACAGCUGAUGACCGACCUGACUGCUGCCUUCCUGCCUGUACCACAGCGGUGACGUGUACCGAGGGGAAACUAAAACAAACAAUACAGUGUCAAAUCUACUCACCUACAAUAUGUACUGUACAUGGUGCUUGCUUUUGAUUGCAACUGAAAUGAAGCUGUCAUAUGUUGAAUAAAACCUGGACAAAAUCUAGAGCUACACAACGUGCAACCAAAAUGCAUCUGUCUGCCAUGUGCAUCAUCUCCUUUACUCUGUUGUUCUACAGUUUAUGCAUUUAUUUUUGUUUACCCCAGGUGUUGUAAGAUUUCUAGAUAUUUUGCACACUUUUUAUUUGCCUUUUUAAUAGAUGU